AUGGAGGAGAAGGCGGCCAAGGAGGAGGGCGAGGCCGAGAUCCAGGAGCUGCACGGGCCCGAGCACUGGUUCAGCAAGUGGGAGCGGCAGUGCCUGGAGGAGGCCGAGCAGGACGACGGCGCGCUGCCGCCCGAGCUGCGCGACGACGACGAGGCCGCCGCCGCCGCCGCCGCCUCGCCGCCGCAGCCCGAGCACAAGCAGCAGAAGCUCUGGCACCUCUUCCAGAACUCCGCCACCGCCGUGGCCCAGCUCUACAAGGACCGAGUCUGCCAGCAGCCGGGCCUCUCUCUCUGGGUCCCCUUCCAGAACGCAGCCACGGCCGUCACCAACCUCUACAAAGAAAGCGUGGAUGCCCACCAGCGGAGUUUCGAUGUAGGGAUCCAUAUUGGCUACCAGCGCCGUAAUAAGGACGUGUUGGCUUGGGUUAAAAAACGCAGAAGAACUAUUCGCCGAGAAGACUUAAUCAGCUUCCUGUGUGGGAAAGCUCCUCCGCCACGAAACUCUCGAGCUCCCCCACGACUGACUGUAGUAUCCCCCAACCGAGCGACUUCGGCAGAAACGAGCUCUUCCGUCGAGGCGGACUUGCAGCCCUUCCGGGAAGCCAUCGCUCUCCAUGGUCUGAGCGGAGCGAUGGCCAGCAUCAGCGUCCGUUCGAGCACCCCGGGGUCGCCCACCCACGUGAGCAGCGGCUCCACUGGUAGCCGGCGGAGAAACGGACUCCAUGACGUUGACUUGAACACUUUCAUAUCCGAAGAAAUGGCGCUCCACUUGGACAAUGGUGGAACUAGAAAGCGUACCUCAGCCCAGUGCGGAGACGGCAUUACGGACUCCCCAACCCAUAAACGCAAUCGUAUGAUCUAAACGGCAGAGCCCCCUUGGCCCUUCCCCACCCCA
Molecule: messenger RNA, 894 nt
Organism: Euleptes europaea (tarantolino)
Lineage: Eukaryota; Metazoa; Chordata; Lepidosauria; Squamata; Sphaerodactylidae
Product: HUWE1-associated protein modifying stress responses 1
Exons: 4
Coding region: 1-861 (286 amino acids)
Source: RefSeq, a predicted model, not a curated record